AGGGGCAGAGAAAUGGAUGAAAGGGAAGUCUUGCCAUCAGAGGCAGAGCUAUGUCUGGAAUUGGAGCAUGAGUGGAUUCCAAAACAUCCCCAGGCUGGGGUGGAGGAGUAGCUCAGUGGUGGAGCACUUGUCUACUUGGCAGGAAGUCCUGGGAUAGAUCCCCAGAGACACAAAAACAAGCACAUCCCUCUUCCUUUCUGGUGCCCCUAAGAGGCGCUUCACAUGUGGAGGUUAGCACCCAGACGCACGGAAAUCAGAGGCUCCAGGGUCCUGCCUACACUCCCGGCCACACGUCCCAAUCUGUCUCUGUGGGAGCGGGGAGGGGAGAGAGGACCAGGGUUGUCCUUGAAUGAGGGAUAACGCAAACAGGACUUCUGGGUCGAGAAUGUUGGGGCUCCCUUCCUCUUGUUCUGAAACCCCAGACUCCGGGGUGGUCCCGGUCUCACACUUAGCGCCCCCGCAUCCCGCUCCCCCCCACCUACCCCCUCCGGGCAGCAGGUGCCUGUGGUCUAGACCAGCCCGUCUUUCCUGGCCUGUUUUUAUUCUGUACUCUAGCCAAUAGCGGGCCAGCUCUCUUUUCCCCAUGGCCAGUCGCACUCCUCUCAUCAAGGACACUUUUCUGAUCCGGAUCCCCUUGCCCUAGCUUCUGGGUAGUUUAGUAGCACUCCGGCCAGACAAAAUAGGACCACCGAGAUGCCAAGACCUCCGCGCGGCCUAGAGCGGUCCCGGAAGUGCCCUCAGGCUGGGGGCGGGACUCCAAGCGUUCUGGCGGCAGCGGGUUUAGCUUCAGCUGCAGCAGAAGAGCGAGGCCGAGACGACCGCGGGUUGGAGGGACUCAGGUGCGGCCACGCCCCGCCCGCCCGCGGCCCCGCCCCAGCCCAGGUGCGCCGCCCCGCCCCGGCUCAGGUUAUGAGAACAGUGAAUGGAGCUCAAAGAAGAGUGUUUUUAAAGACAUAUAGUCAUUGGAAUUGAGAUUCACAAUGGAGGUUCCCUCAGCAACCAAGUUUAGUGAGACCUUUGUGUUUGAGGACAGGUUAGAAACACAGCAAGAACUUUUCCCAGGGGAAGACCUGGGAGACCCUUUUCUUCGGGAAAGAGGUUUGGAACAAAUGGCUGUUAUUUACAAGGAGAUCCCUCUUGGGGAGCAAGACUUGGAACAUGAUGAUUACGAGGGGAAUUUCAGUCUUUGUUCCAGCCCUGUUCAGCCUCAGAGUAUCCUCCCAGGAACCAGACCCCAGGAUGAGGACAUAUUUGGCCAAGCCUUUCUUGAGAAAACCGACAUCAGUGUGUGUCAGAUCAUCCACGGUGAAGAGUGCAGUCCACAAGCUCGUGAAGAAGCAGGCAGCGGGGACUUGGGGCUUAAUACACCUCACAGAACCCCACAGCCAGCCAAACCCUAUGCAUGUCGCGAGUGUGGGAAAGCCUUCAGCCAGAGCUCACACCUCCUGCGACACCUGGUCAUCCACACUGGGGAGAAGCCCUACGAGUGCUGCGAGUGUGGCAAGGCCUUCAGCCAGAGCUCGCAUCUUCUCCGCCAUCAGAUCAUCCACACUGGUGAGAAGCCGUAUGAGUGCCAGGAGUGUGGGAAGGCCUUCCGCCAGAGCUCAGCCCUCUCACAACACCAGAAAAUCCACACUGGGAAGAGGCCCUACGAGUGCAGGGAAUGCGGGAAGGAUUUCAGCCGGAGCUCCAGCCUCCGAAAACAUGAGCGAAUUCACACCGGAGAGAGACCUUAUCAGUGUAAAGAAUGUGGGAAAUCCUUCAACCAGAGUUCAGGCCUGAGCCAGCAUCGGAAAAUCCACACCCUAAAGAAACCCCACGAAUGUGAUCUCUGUGGAAAAGCCUUUUGUCAUAGGUCCCACCUCAUUCGGCACCAGCGGAUUCACACAGGGAAGAAACCUUACAAAUGUGAAGAGUGCGGAAAGGCCUUCAGCCAGAGCUCCAACCUCAUUGAACAUCGGAAGACCCACACUGGUGAAAAACCCUACAAGUGCCAUAAGUGUGGGAAAGCUUUCAGCCAGAGCUCCUCGCUUAUUGAGCACCAGCGGAUCCACACUGGGGAGAAGCCCUACGAGUGCUCUCAGUGCGGCAAGGCCUUCUGCCACAGCUCUGCACUGAUUCAGCACCAGCGGAUCCACACUGGCAAGAAGCCCUAUGCCUGUGAAUGCGGCAAGGCCUUCAGACACAGGUCCGCUCUCAUUGAGCAUUAUAAAACGCACACCAGAGAGAAGCCCUAUGUGUGCAAUGUGUGUGGCAAGUCUUUCCGAGGAAGCUCACACCUGAUCCGGCAUCAGAAGGUCCAUGCUGGGGAGAAGUUCUAGAAGGGGAAGCCCCACCACUGCUUGGAAGCCUUUAUUAGAUGGAGUCCAUAUCCAUGUCACUUUGGCUCUAAGACCCCACCUACUUCCCCGAUAACCUUGCCAGGUGGACACCCUCCAACAGGGCCCUCCUGAGCAUCCCUGCUAUCAUGAAGCCCCGUGUGGCAUCAUGGUCUCAACACAUUUCCUGGGUAGAAGGAAAGGGGCACACGGGGAGGUGAGCCCACAAAAAAGAGCUGGCUUUCAGCUCUUAUUCUCACAUUUGACUCCCAAGCCUACAGAUGAGAUUUUGUUUUUCCCUGUCUCUGCUUUUCUCAGUGUCUGGAAGAAGACUAUGUCAAGAGGCAGAAAGUAGAGAUAAACCCAGGAAAUUUAGAUGUACUCUUUAAGUCAGGCAGCAGAAUGGCCCUCUCAGAAGAGAGCACAUUACAGUCCAAGUCAGCUGAAGGAAAUGAAUUCAAAAGUAGAGGUGAAAGAGGCAAAAUGGAAAUCUCUACCUGGGUUAGGCAUUGAUGGUGACAACCAAAACAUGUUACCAAGGCAGAGGAGGGUCCAGAAGGACUGAUUUGGGGGUUAAGGAAGGUGGUGACCCCCUGGGCAUGGUCUCAUAACCCUCUGCUUAGCCUGAGAGUGGAGUCUGUCAGUGGAACUAUCACAAGGGAGCAGAGGUUUGACCUUUUUGUGGUCAGGAUGUUUGACACCCAUGACUCAGCUGGGUGUUAGCUACUGUGCCCUUCAGGAACAACCCCUCCCUGAGACCUAGUGCUCCAAGAGCACAGUGUGCCUUGGAUGCCAGCAGGGCCCACUUCUGGUCUGGCAGUUACACUGAUUCCUCUCUUUGCUCCUUGAUGUUGGAAGCAGGUGAUUUGGGAGGUGCAGGCCAAGGUCAAAUCAUAAGGUCUAGUUUCAAUCAUGAUUUGACUAGUCUGCAAAUAGUGUGUUUCCUGGAUUACACAUAGAAUGGUUUCAUGAGGUAUUCUGAUAAAUGUGAUUUUUAAAA
Chinchilla lanigera (long-tailed chinchilla) is the source of this 3318-nucleotide messenger RNA. RefSeq names its product zinc finger protein 70 (gene Znf70). The coding region runs from base 981 to 2321 and encodes 446 amino acids. The transcript is spliced from 2 exons. Lineage: Eukaryota; Metazoa; Chordata; Mammalia; Rodentia; Chinchillidae. The record is from RefSeq and is a predicted model, not a curated record. Gene Ontology annotation, biological process: negative regulation of transcription by RNA polymerase II. Gene Ontology annotation, molecular function: DNA-binding transcription repressor activity, RNA polymerase II-specific.